CUACUUCCCCGUAUCUAUAAACAAAGGCUAAUUAAUUAUUCAUACGCAACCUUUUUCUGUCAUUCAAAAUUUAGCAAAAAUGAGGGUAGCGCGCGCCCGAGUUUUCGGAGCUGCAUUCGUGUCCGCAGGUCGCGUCCAUGCACGAGUUCGGUGUUUUUGGUCUACCAAUGUGGGACUCAUUCCCACAUUCCUCUCUUUUGCUAAACUUAUUCUCAAAUACCCAUAUUUGAGUAUCGAUAUCUUAUUCACUUAUACUCUAUUUUGGACAUAUAAUAUAUCGUUUCGAAGUCCUCAUGAAGGAGAACACAAACCCACUUAGAGUUCGUUAUAUAUACAACAUAAGUAUAUAUUUAUAUACGUCCAAAGUUAGUAAAAAAUAUAAAUAUUUUUACUAAAUUUCCAACAGAGUAUGCCGAUGAAACAAGUGAUCAAACCGGAUGAGUUCUUGAGGAAAAAUGAGAAAGAAGAUUUGGAGAAUGGAAAGGAGUUUGAGGUGAAAUUGUGGGGGCCAAGAUUAGAGAUGCAUAAGAAGCCGAUGAUGUUGAAGAUGUGGCACAUGAACUGCACCAGCAACUACGUCCUCAAAACCAACCGGAACCACUUUGUGAUGGCGAAUAACAAGGAUUUGAAGAUAAACAAAAAGAUUCAGGUAUGGUCGUUUCACAGAGAAGAGAAGCUGUGCUUUGCAAUUGCAUGUUUGGAGAGAGAUGUUGACGCUCAAAACAACGCUGCUUAAUCACACACCAUUGAGUUCUUUAAUCUUUUUCAGUUAACUCUUUAUCUUGUUUAUAUUCAAACAUUGUAGCUUCUGUAUAUAUCUGACGUGUUAUUAAAUCUUUGACAAUUUCUAUUGGUUUCAAGACAUUUAGUGAUAAAAAAUUUCCUAACGCAGU
Molecule: messenger RNA, 893 nt
Organism: Lactuca sativa (garden lettuce)
Lineage: Eukaryota; Viridiplantae; Streptophyta; Magnoliopsida; Asterales; Asteraceae
Source: RefSeq, a predicted model, not a curated record